AUGUUUGAUAGGAGCAAAAGAAAGUCCUUCUUGUUCUUUGGUGCCACAAGCCUGGACCAAAAACACAAACUGCCUGAAGAACGAAACAAUGCAAUGCCAAGGGUAACAGCAAGAAAUAACAUGUCACAUAAACCACUUCUGAAACCUCGUCUAAACGAGAAACAAACAGAUGAAGAUGAUUCGAAGGAUACUUUGACUCCUUUGCGUACUACCGAUUAUUCCGGUAAUCAUUAUCCUGUUGCAAAAGAAGGUCUGCCUAUGCGUCAAAGUACCAUCGGAAAAAGGCGGCCACCACCUCCGACUGAUAUAAGCAAUAUCCGAUCAUCUCUGGAUCAGAAACAAUCCGUGAAUGCACCAGUUCCAGUAGAAGCUAUGCCUACAGCUACCGUCGUUGCUCUGGAGGAAAGUGGACCACCGGCUACCCCUUUUCCUUCCUCCCCAGAAUCGGAUAGCUCAUCACAACAAUCUUUUAACACUCUGGAACACGAUCAGAUAUCGCAAAAUAUAACCGAAAAGAAGGAAUUUCAUCCAAGCCAUGGAAGAAAUAAGUCAGAAGUCGAACAAUUGGUCGAUGAUUUGGAUGAUUACAUUAGCAAAGCUAAUUUAAACCAGAGCACUACUUCGCUUGGGGAUAACAUCCAUCGCUCAAGCACACCGGAAUCAAGAGAAGAAGAAGAUAACAGCGACGGUAGCUCGCAAAAUGUGUCUCCGUUAUAUGGGAGGAGACCUGCGCUGAUUGAUGUCACCGAUAAAGUACCAAACCAUUGGGAUGAAGAUGAACAUCAAUCAGAAGCAGAUCAGUUCUCGUUCAACGGGUCCUCGAAUAAGUCUAUGAAUGACACACUCCAGUAUUUUGAAAACAACUCCUCUCAUAUUGGCUCUACACACUCUACUUCCAGUGACCUACAAACGUUCCCUAAGUCGUCACGAUUCAUUGUUACAAAUGCCGACGAUCUAGGUGUUAGAAAUGAAGACAACAGCGAAAGUGAUGUUGCUACAAACGAAUAUAAUAACUUCGUACAGUCUACAAAUACAAAUCGAGAAGCUGACGUGGACAUAGAAAAUGAACAGAUCCAUGAGAACAACGAUACUUUAUACGACUUGAAGAAUGGGAAUGAAUUUGAACGGCGUAAUUUCAGAGUAGUUAACGAGGAAAAACCAAACUUUUAUCUUAAUGAUAGUACUAGCGAGGACGAUGCACGCUCUUGCGGAAGGACAGAAACUAACUCGAUAACUACAUCUCUCGAAAGAAAAAGCUCAUUGGCAUCUUCAAUUAAGGCAGGGCUUCUUCCUACUACAAGUUAUAAUGGGUCACAUCAGUCUUCAACUGCCCAAGAGCCUACAGUAUCUUCAGAAACUGAGACAAUAAAAUCACGAGCGUCCACCGUAUCGGAUUCAAAAAAGAGUUUCAAAAGUAGUACAAAUAUUCCAGAUAAAAAUGUCCGUUUAAUCUCGAGUUAUGUGGAAGAAUUGAGACUCCUAUAUUUCCCAACUUCGAACUCCUUGCAGCUUCCUCCUGAUUUGCCAUACGCAUUGAAGAAUAAAAAUUCUUUGGAACAACCUCAAAACAUCAAAGUCACAAUCCGAACAAGUACUAGGCAAGUGGGAAUCAAACACGGAAAAGCAAAGCAAAAACUCUUGACACUCGAGACAACUAACGAGGAAGAUGAGGAAGAAAAUGGCGAAUUAUCAGGCUUAAAUAACAAGUCUGAGUCUACCAAGGUAGAUCAUACUAAAGAAUUCCACACCUUGUUCAAAAAGGACGAAAAAAUAUCAGAGGCUGACCAAGACAUCCUAGAUGAUAUUCCAGGUGACGAAGCCUAUGACAGUGAUGAUCUAAUGGCACCACUACGUGAAAAUCCAAACCAAAGAGUGCACGACAAUGUUUCUCAAACCCGCUUGAAAAGAACAGAUACUGUGGCUAGUUACUUUACAAGAAAUGCUGCGCGUAUAAGAAGCGGAACCCUAGAUGGAUCCUACGUCCCACAGCUUCCAUUAGACACAAUAAAAUACGAAACAAAUGAUGACCUCAUACCGACACCAAUAACACCAGUCUUUGCAGACAAAGAUCAACUUGCCAAGAAUACUCAUUCGCAUCAUUCUGGACCACCAAAAGUUGCGAAAGACGACGGGGAUUACGAAUUGGAUGCUACAGACUUUGGAUACUACCAAGGAAGUGAAGGUACCGGACUACAUAUCACAAAUCCGGAUUCAGACUGA
Kluyveromyces marxianus DMKU3-1042 is the source of this 2220-nucleotide messenger RNA. RefSeq lists its product as uncharacterized. Lineage: Eukaryota; Fungi; Ascomycota; Saccharomycetes; Saccharomycetales; Saccharomycetaceae. The record is from RefSeq and is a predicted model, not a curated record. Bases 1 to 2220 code for a protein of 739 amino acids. The transcript has a single exon.